Fomitopsis serialis is the source of this 419-nucleotide messenger RNA. RefSeq lists its product as uncharacterized. Lineage: Eukaryota; Fungi; Basidiomycota; Agaricomycetes; Polyporales; Fomitopsidaceae. Bases 73 to 354 code for a protein of 93 amino acids. The record is from RefSeq and is a predicted model, not a curated record. The transcript is spliced from 4 exons.
GGGACACUGUAUUUCAUCUCAGUGUCGGCUCUCAACGUGACGCAGAUAGCAUACUUGACUUUCUAUGGUGAGAUGGACUAUGUGUCUUGUUUCUUGAUACCACUCCCCUCCCUGUUCCUCUCUCGGUUUCUCCUGAAUCUUCACGCGAGCUCUGAGUCUUGUUGUUCAAGUCUAUUGGCGGGCUUGAAUUCACCGAUGGCCUCCAUUGAAUCACUGGAAUUCACGCAGCACACUGCAGAUGAACAAUGUCGUUUGGACUCUAUAUCAUACUAUGCGAGCGAUCAACCGCUGGGAGGAAAUGGAGGUUACGUAGAGGACCGUGCCCCAAUUGUUGUGGUCGAAGCAUGGGCCUGAUAGUACACACCAGGCGCGCGUUUCAUUUGGGACUUUGCAUUGAAAAAAACGGAUCGUACUCGUAG